Molecule: messenger RNA, 1125 nt
Organism: Leishmania mexicana MHOM/GT/2001/U1103
Lineage: Eukaryota; Euglenozoa; Kinetoplastea; Trypanosomatida; Trypanosomatidae
Exons: 1
Coding region: 1-1125 (374 amino acids)
Source: RefSeq, a predicted model, not a curated record
AUGAGCGCAGGCCCGAAGCCAGAGCCCCGCCAGGCCCCGAGAGGGCGGAACUCGCCGAAGCCCCUCACCGCCAACUCCAGUAGUGCUCCCGCAGAACGCCCGCAGCGCCGCCGUGACAAUGCGGAGCGCCGUGAGGGCGGUGAGCGUGGUGACCGUGGUGAGCGCGGCGAUCGCCGUGAUCGUCCAGAGCGCCAGGAGCGUCCGCGCCGCCCGCAGGCGGGACCGGCUGCUGCCGCUGAGAGAAGCAAGCCAACUAUCGAGGAGAAAGCGCAUGGUCCCGUUGUGCACGUGAAGGGCGACAUUGCUUCGGGGUCGACGUGGGCGAAGAACGGUAGUGGCCCAUCAUUUGCGGAUAUGGUGCGUCAGCGCACCAGCGCGGGGGCUGGGGUACCCGCCGCCAAAGAGACUCCCUCUCCACAGAAAGGGGCGCCGUCACAGGUGCAGACGCCACCGCCGCCGGAGCCGCUGCAGUCGCAGCCCGAGUCUGUGCAGCAAUCUGUGCUCGCGCAGCCGGAGGAGUCAUCGGAAGAGGAGGUGGUGGUAAACACCGUCCAAGCCCCUGCCGUUGUGGAGAUGGAGCCGAUUCCUGACCCACCGGCGCCUGUGGCGCUUGUGAUUGCGCCGCACUACGUACUGGAGAUUGAACGCGUCGUGUCCGUGAAGCUGCCUCUCCGUGUGACGCAGACGGCAGAGACGCAGCGCGGACUCUACAUGUUCUCGGCCCAGGCCGGCAAGCCUCCGACCCCUCCGCCGACGGUUCAGCAGCACGCUGUGUACCGCCCCGACACGGCGAACCUCGGAACGCGGCAGUGGUCCCUCGGCACUGACUCGCGCAUUCAGCAGCCCCCCCAGCAGCAGCAUGCUUGGCCUUCGGCUAGCCAGUUCGACUACUGGAACAACGCUCCAGAGCGCGUUCAGGCGUCGCGGCCGUUCAUGGGCACCCAGGCACAGGCGCCGUACAACUCGUACCCCUCGGCGGUGCCUCUCGCGCACCAGCGCGCCACCGGCAAUGCGUUCCCCGUUCGCUUCCGCUCCAGCGAGGUGCCGGAGUCCGCCCUGCGCCAGCAGCCCUCUGUCCCUUUUAACCGUGCUUCCCAGCAGACAAACGGCGGUGGCGUGUGGUAG